AUUGUUGGCAGCAUUGUAGUCAGGGAGGGGGUAAGGAUGACACCUGGACAGAGAGAAUAAAGGGCCCCAGCCACUCCAGAACAUCUCUACCCAGAGUGUGUUACCCUCUGCAGUGUCAUUCCUCCUGUGUCCCCUGUGUGUAGUCGUGCAUCUCGGUCCUCACAAUGGCGCCCAAGAAGAAGGAAGAGCCCAAAGAAGUACCCAAACCCAAGGCCCCAGAGCCUGAGCCAGUCAAGAUCCCGGAGUUUAACCCCACAGAAGUCGUGGUACAGAAAACUAAUAUUUUCACUUUGGUUUGCAGGAAGAAGGAAAUAGGGAAAAUAUGAUGAGCUUUGGAUGUGGGUGUUGGAUGUGGGUGUUGGAUGGGGGAAACAUCAAUAUGACAAUGUUUUUUUAAAUUAUUUGUUGUCUUCGAAUGAUUUGUUUAUUAGGGAUUUAUUCAAGAUUAAGAAGGUGUGUUAAUCAUGUAUUUAUUAGAUGCUAAAAUCGUAACUGGGCUAUCAUACGGCACAUCAUUUUUCUAUCAUAUGGGUGAGGUUCCAUUAUUUUUGUGCUCAUCAAAUUGAUAAGAAAAAUGUAAUACUCUUUAUCUCAACAUCAAGCCAUCUAUCCACUUGAGGGAAAAACUGACCUUUCAAGGAGAUGGAAAUAACAGUUUGGUCUUCCAUUGAUAGUCAUCUGUCUUUUUCAAGAACAUUAGAGACACCAUGUGACGUGAACAGUGCAGUGCAUGCAAAUAGGAGUCCUACAGUUCAGCAGUUUGGACAUGGUUUGAUUAAAGGUCCAAUGCAGCCGUUUUUAAGUCAAUAUCAAAUAAUUUCUGGGUAACAAUUAAGUACCUUACUAACCACGUUUCCAUCCACAGUUUGUAUGCGAAUAAAGUCAUACCAUAUAUAAAAGCAAGUCACAACAGCUGUGAUGGAAACAGAUAGUUUCGGUACAAUUCUGUAAAUGCAGACAGAUAAUUUGUUCAUAUUGAAGUAAACUUGGAGUCACGCAAUGAUUUUCCUCCUACUAUGAUUCGGGAAACCAUGCAGUUUUUUAGGCUACAGAUUAAAUAAAUUAAGAUGAACUUCACAGGGUGGUGAAAGUGCAUGGUAAUGAGCUUGAUGCUCCUUUUCAACAAAUAGCGAGGGUAUUAUUCUGGUGACAUGAUGAUUGAUGCUUGACUGCCGUUUGACAAAUAAACAUAUUCUCGUUCUUAUCCAUAAUAACCUUAUCAUGUAGACCACCCUACUCGCUCAGCCUAUAUCUGUGAACUGUUGGCUAAAGCGCAUGUGCAAAGACCAGAGCAGGCAAAUUCUUUCUUUUUUUUGUGACAAAACUAUCGGUGGAGUUGAACAUGUGAUGGAAACACAUUGAACUUUAGAUUUGUAUUCGGUACAUGAAAACGUAAGCAAAAAAUAAUAUUGUUUGCAUUACAUCAUCACUCACUGACUUUUAUCCGCAACAAGUCAGUUUGGUGGAAACACACCACUGGAGGGAAAAGGCGCAUAUUUUGGAAUAUUCGCAUGAAGAUCUGUCACCGGCCUCCCGAGUGGCGCAGUAGUUGAAGGCACUGCAUCGCAGCGCUAGAGGCGUCACUACAGAUCCAGGUUCAAUCCCGGGCUGUGCCGCAGCCGGCCGUGACCGGGAGACCCAUGAGGCGGUGCACAAUCGGCCCAGCGUCGGCCGGAUUAGGGGAGGGUUUAGCCGGCUGGGAUGUCCUUGUCCCAUUGCACUCCAAGCUGUACGGUGCUUCCUCCAUUAUCACAAUUUCACAGUAUUAUUCCAACCUCAUAUUGUGGAAAUAUAUAUAAAAUCACAUUUUUGAAUGCACUGGUCCUUUAAAGAUAAGAUAAUACCAGUAGCAUGACGGAUUUAAGAGCAACAAUGAUCAUUAACAUGACAUGCAAAUAUCUACAUGCAUUUCAAGACCUUUACAGAGUAUCUUCAUACUAUUAUUUACCAUUACAAGUCACAUUAUUUUGUACAUAAGCAACAGUAGCUUGAACUUGAUGGAGUUUAAAGUUGGUAGAAUAUUGGCUUAUACAAGACAAAGUUUGGGUCUUGCUGACUCUGCCUCUUCUAUAUAGGUACAUGUUUUUCAUGGUUGAGGGAACAGCUGUAUAAUGUAGUGAGGUUAAAGCCACACAAUGUGAUUUUAAUUAUAGCCAUGCAUAGCAGACCACCCAAAUAGGAAUGCCUUAUUUGUGCAUAAAAAUAAGAAAAAAGUGCAAAGAUAAAUACAUAUAUUUCUAACCAAGGCCAUGUAUUUUAAAACAUGCUAAAGUUAGGGGUUUGAAAAUAUUGUUGCACAAAUCCAACAUACACAAUAGGAAAACCGUCAAGAGAGGUUACGAUUGUGAACAUGUGUAAGAGGAACGUUCCUUUCCUAUCCUCAUUACAUGAAGGAUUUCAAAUGAAUAUAAAUAGGAUUUUAAUACAAUUUUAGGUUAGACCUUUGACGUUUUUCAGAUAACCUGAAAGGUUGGUGAAGCACAAUUACAUUUUCAUGUCCUUCUCCUCCUAUUCUCCACCAUUUCCCGUUCACUUUACAUUAAGGUUUGUACAGAGUAACUUAAGUGACUUAACCCUGACCUCCUUCAUCAGCAGUAAAAUGCUGACCCUAUUAAUACUGCACUUCUUCUCUGUGCUGGUGAAGUGUCAUUUAAUAAUUUACAUGACACGUGUAACCUCCAUCCUACACAUCAUCUUGUGUUAGGACAACAGAGACGGUGUCAAACGUAGACAGUAAAAGCAGUCGGUCAAAUACAUGUGCCAGUCAGCAGGAGGCAUGUGUGAGAAGGAUGUGCCUGAUUGGUCAGCCAUCAAUCGACACUAACCAAGCCCUGGCUUUAGAUGCCUGGAAUAAGUAGAGUGUAACUGGAGCCUGAUGAAUCUCUAUAGUGUUUGGACACCUGAUAGUGUGGGCAGCAUAAUAGGGUGUGUGGGUGGGAUACUACUACCAUCAAGGCCAAAGAGUCAUGCCUUAUGUAUUUGACUUCAGUUUUAUAAAGUCAUUUUCACUGUUGCUCACAACAUGCAGUUAACUAUGUUGUUGGCCAUUUUAAGUCACUACUUUAUGUCCACGUCCUGAACCAAAUUGUUUAUUUUGUUUUUCCUUUCAGCUUGAAUUCACUCCUGAGCAGAUUGAGGGUAAGAUUGAGAUUGUAGUUACAGUUGUGACUUGGAAUGGUACACUUAUUAUAACAGAGGUUGUUUUGGGGUUGCAUUUUAGUAUUUUAGUAUUUUCGAACAUGAGAAUACCAAGAAGUGCCUUAUACAGUUGAGAUGACUAAUUGGAGACUGUUGGCAUUUGAUAGGCUGAGAGUUUGUUCUCUAGUCAUUAGCAAAUUAAAUUGAUGGUUUGUGGAAGUGUUCUGAGUGCAACAAUAUCAACUUACAUCAAUUUACAAUGUUGUGUGACCGAUGACAACAAUGAUAACAUUUAUCCAUCGACAGUAUUGUUUUUAAGUGGUCAGAUGUACAUGAAAGUGCAAGAAAUACAGUGGCUUGCAAAAGUAUUCACCCCCUUUGGCAUUUUUCCUAUUUUGUUGCCUCACAACCUGGAAUUAAAAUAAAUUGUUUGGGGGUUUGUAUCAUUUGAUUUACACAACAUGCCUACCACUUUGAAGAUGCAAAAAUAUUUUUUAUUGAAACAAACAAGAAAACUUGAGCAUGCAUAACUAUUCACCCCCCCAAAGUCAAUACUUUGUAGAGACACCUUUUGCAGCAAUUACAGCUGCAAGUCUCUUGGGGUAUGUCUCUAUAAGCUUGGCACAUCUAGCCACUGGGAUUUUUGCCCAUUCUUCAAGGCAAAACUGCUCCAGCUCCUUCAAGUUGGAUGGGUUCCGCUGGUGUACAGCAAACUUUAAGUCAUACCACAGAUUCUCAAUUGGAUUGAGGUCUGGGCUUUGACUAGGCCAUUCCAAGACAUUUAAAUGUUUCCCCUUAAACCACUCAAGUGUUGCUUUAGCAGCAUGCUUAGGUUCAUUGUCCUGCUGGAAGGUGAACAUCCGUCCCAGUCUGAAAUCUCUGGAAGACUGAAAGAGGUUUCCCUCAAGCAUUUCCCUGAAUUUAGCGCCAUCCAUCAUUCCUUCAAUCUGACCAGUUUCCCAGUCCCUGCCGAUGAAAAACAUCCCCACAGCAUGAUGCUGCCACCACCAUGCUUCACUGUGGGGAUGGUGUUCUCGGGGUGUUGAGAGGUGUUGGGUUUGCGCCAGACAUAGCGUUUUCCUUGAUGGCCAAAAAGCUCAAUUUUAGUCCCAUCUCACCAGAGUACCUUCUUCCAUAUGUUUGGAGAGUCUCCCACAUGCCUUUUGGCGAACACCAAACGUGUUUGCUUAUUUUUUUUCUUUAAGCAAUGGCUUUUUUCUGCCCACUCUUCCGUAAAGGCCAGCUCUGUGGAGUGUACGGCUUUAAGUGGUCCUAUGGACAGAUACUCCAAUCUCCGCUGUGGAGCUUUGCAGCUCCUUCAAGGUUAUCUUUGGUCUCUUUGUUGCCUCUCUGAUUAAUGCCCUCCGUGCCUGGUCCGUGAGAUUUGGUGGGCGGCCCUCUCUUGGCAGGUUUGUUGUGGUGCCAUAUUCUUUCCAUGUUUUUAUAAUGGAUUAAAUGGUGCUCCGUGGGAUGUUCAAAGUUUCUUAUAUUUUUUUAUAACCCAACCCUGAUCUGUACUUCUCCACAACUUUGUCCCUGACCUGUUUGGAGAGCUCCUUGGUCUUCAUGGUGCCGCUUGCUUGGUGGUGCCCCUUGCUUAUUGGUGUUGCAGACUCUGGGGCCUUUCAGAACAGGUGUAUAUAUACUGAGAUCAUGUGACAGAUCAUGUGACACUUAGAUUGCACACAGGUGGACUUUAUUUAACUAAUUAUGUGACUUCUGAAGGUAAUUGGUUGCACCAGAUCUUAUUUAGGGGCUUCAUAGCAAAGGGGGUGAAUACAUAUGCACGCACCACUUUUCCGUUAUUUAUUUUUUAGAAUUUUUUGAAACAAGUAAUUUUUUUCAUUUCACUUCACCAAUUUGGACUAUUUUGUGUAUGUCCAUUACAUGAAAUUCUAAUAAAAAACAAUUUAAAUUAUGGGUUGUAAUGCAACAAAAUAGGAAAAAUGCCAAGGGGGAUGAAUACUUUUGCAAGGCACUGUAGGUCCUUGUAGCUCAGUUAUAAUAAUAAUAAUAAUAUGCCAUUUAGCAGACGCUUUUAUCCAAAGCGACUUACAGUCAUGCGUGCAUACAUUUUUGUGUAUGGGUGGUCCCGGGGAUCGAACCCACUACCUUGGCGUUACAAGCGCCGUGCUCUACCAGUUGAGCUACAGAGGACCGCAUGGUGCUUAUAAUGCCAGGGUAUAGGGUUUGAUUACCAGGACCACCCAUAUGUAAAAUGUAUGCACACAUGACUGUAAUUUGCUUUGGAUAAAAGUGUCUGCUAAAUGGCUUAUAUUACGUACAGAAAAAAGUUAUCUAUUGAAAGCAGGAGGCAAUCACCCUUUGAUUUCCUCACCAUUUCAAUAAGUGGUGGCACACUGUUAGCAUACCACAGAUUGUGGCAUUUCCAGCCUCUCCUCAAAAUGAGAUCUGCAUGCAGAGAGACCUGCCUGCUUUUAGGGCCCUGCCAAACACUCACUGCACUCAGAAAGCUAAGCUGAAUAGAAUUUAGACACACAAUGACACCUUCGUGUUGCUCUCUCCACAGAUUUCAAGGAUGCUUUCCAGCUGUUCGACAGGACACCACUCAAUGAGAUGAAGAUCACAUAUGGACAGUGUGGCGAUGUGAUCAGGGCACUGGGGCAGAACCCCACCAAUGCUGAAAUCAUGUACGUCCUUGGAAAGCCCAAGGCUGAGGGUAAGUCUAUGCAACAUUCUAUGAUCAGUAAAAAAAAAAAUAUUUUUCUAAAAUAAAAUAAAAGUUUGCUGAUCAGUUUGCUUUCUUUGAUGUUUCAUCAAUAAGCUUUUAACAUUUAGCUAUUAUUACUUUUUAUAUUUGAAAUCUAAUAGAGGUAAUCAUAUAUUUAAUAUGUAUUAUUUUAAUUCAAUCUAAGUCAAUGUUAUACAUUUCUAUCCCCUGUAUUGGUAGUAGUGUGGAUGGUUUCAAUGAUAUUUGAUUUUGUUGUUUCAUACACAGAGAUGGCGACAAAGAUGCUGGACUUCGACAGCUUCCUGCCAAUCCACCAACACAUCUGCAAAGCCAAGGACCGCGGCACAUAUGAGGACUUUGUUGAGGGUCUGAGGGUGUUCGACAAACUGGGCGACGGCACAGUCAUGGGCGCUGAGCUCAGGCACGUCCUGGCUUCACUGGGUGAGUCCAAGGCCUCAGACAUCUUUAACAUACAUCAUACAAUAAUACAGACAAAAAUAGUUUGACCUAGCCUGGUCCCAUAAUGUAUGUGCUGUAACCAACUCUAGAAGAGUUGGCUACAGCACGUACAUUAUGGGACCAGGCUAAAGUAGGCUAUAAAGGUUUUAGGGCAGACUCAAUUUCAAUGGUAUUAGAAAAGGGAAUUUAACAGUAUUGGUUGUAGGUGAGAAAAUGAAGGAGGAUGAGGUUGAGCAGCUCAUGACAAACCAGGAGGACGCCAACGGCUGUGUAAACUACGAAGGUAAGAAAUUAUACCCUCUUUUUGCUAUAGUUGACUAAACAUUCCAAAACAUAGCUUUUAAAUCGAUCAAGAUUUCUGUAUGUAAUUCCCUUGUCUGUUUUUCCUCACAGCUUUUGUAAAACACGUCAUGGCAUCUUAAAAAGGCUGCCGAGACACCCGAUAGUUGAAGACAGGUGAUUGUUCAUAUGUUUAUGUAAAGUCCACCACAUGUCCCUGAUCCCAUGUGCUCAUCUCAUGUGCUCAUCCCUAUGUGCCCAAUUGGAUUUCUAUUCCAUCACAUGACAGGACCGACUAACUUCAACUAACUGUUCAUUGUUUUCUAUCGUUCCCCUUCUUGUUGACUCAAGUAACAAAUGUUAUUGUACAUCCCCACUGUUCAUUUGUGGAUCAAAACUUGUAAUUAAACAGAGUGAUUCAUUAUUACAGUAUUUUGCAAUACUUUAAUUCCGAAUUUUACCUACCGUAACUGAUUAUUUUCCUUGCCAUGUGACAGUAUACUGUAUUGCGGUCUAAGGUCAAUGCUCCCUCAUGUAGCCUACAUCCAAUAGAGGGUCUAACUAAUAUACUUUACCAAACAAUCAGCUCACAGUGAUAAAUGAAAAGAAACUGCAAAAAAAAUUACAGAAAAGGAACAGGCAAACUCCAUACGGAGGUCCUUCAUAUUCUUACAUCAAAAAUGACAAUUCUUCUUACUGCAUCAAGUUAAGCUUUAUGAACAAUCUUCAGAAAUAUACAAAGGGAGUCUUUAGAGGUGGACUCAGUUUGACAUCCAUAUUCUGUAAUGUAAUAUAUUUAAUUCACACACAGUCAGAAGCCAUUGUAGUCUCUCUAUCACAUACAUUCACAUUCCAGGCAGACACUAUGUUUAAUGAAUCAUGUGGCCACGAAGUGAAGUCUCUGUUCUUCCACUGUCUGGUCUGUCAAGACAUCUUUGCAUGCUUCACUUAAGUCAAUUUCACUUGAAAGGAAUGACUCCACUUAAGGUUCUAGCAAA
This is a messenger RNA of Coregonus sp. 'balchen', 7566 nucleotides long. The record is from the annotation of a GenBank genome assembly. NCBI's taxonomy places the organism in Eukaryota, Metazoa, Chordata, Actinopteri, Salmoniformes, Salmonidae.